Messenger RNA from Daphnia magna, 726 nucleotides. RefSeq names its product pro-resilin-like. The coding region runs from base 144 to 500 and encodes 118 amino acids. Gene Ontology annotation, cellular component: extracellular matrix. The record is from RefSeq and is a predicted model, not a curated record. The transcript has 3 exons. NCBI's taxonomy places the organism in Eukaryota, Metazoa, Arthropoda, Branchiopoda, Diplostraca, Daphniidae.
UUUCUCGUAACCUAAGCCCCUUGUACAACUGGUCGUGUUUUGCCAAAAGCCAAUUUUCUAUAAAAACCCAUAAAGAGAACAGUUAUAAGUAACUAGUAUACUCCAGAGCUUCAAUCAUAGCAGUUCCCCCUAAAAUCUCCAGUAUGAAUAAGCUUAUCGUACUAACUGUUUUGAUGGCCUUCGCUGCCGCGCUCCCUGUACCUCAGUCCAACUAUGCGACCACAGCUUACCAACCCAACGAAUACCCACCUAAACCUUACAGUUUCUCGUGGUCAGUUUUGGAUAAGCCGUCGUUCCAGGAAUAUUCACACACGCAGAGCAGUGAUGGUAAAGUGACCACCGGCUCUUAUCAUGUUUACCUUCCCGAUGGCCGCGUUCAAACUGUUACCUACACAGCUGAUGAAAAUGGCUACAAAGCUGAUGUCAAGUACGAGACCUUCUCCAAAACCGGUUCGUGGAUUCCUAGCGCGAUAGGAUUCCGCGUUCUCAGUCGUACGUGAAUAAUUCGUCACAAUGUGUCAUUAGAUUUCUAGAAGAUUGUUCUAUAUCGACAAGAUAAUGCUGGCUUCAUGUUAGAUCGCAUGUUUGUACCUUAAAAUACGGCCAUCUACCUAAGAAUGCAUCCGUUUGUUAUGACUUGUCCGCAUCGUUACGGUAGAGAUCCACUAUCAAUAUACUGUAGAUCAGAAAAAAGAAGAAAUAAAGACUACCAUUUUGUUUGGUGAA